GACAUCAACAUUGAAGACAACGCCAUAUUGCAAAUGGUGAAGUUCGCUGCGUGUGAGCUGCUUACUUGUGUCGUGUAGCGUGAGAGAGAGAGAGGGAUUUCAGUAUCGUUUAUUAAAGGAAACAAAAUUAAGAAAAAAAUGGGACGAUCAAGAAGUCGUAGUCGAUCAACAAGCAGGACGAGACACCGUGCAAAACACAAGAAAAGGCGCACUAGGUCACGUUCGCGGUCUGCGUCCAGAGAUCGCAUCCAUAGCAUAAGUCGGCAUCACAGUAGCAGCAGAGUACAACGCUCUCGGUCUAAAGAUAGAAAACGAGUUGCCAGGCGGCGAUCAUAUUCUUCUAGUAGUUCAAGUAGUGAUGAAGAUCUUAUUAUUCGUGCUAAACGUCGGGAAGAGGAGGAAAAGAAAGCUGAAUUGGAAAAACAGAGAAUUUUAAAACAAAAGGAACUGGAAGAAAAAUUGAUAGAAGAGGAAGUAGCUAGGCGUGUAGAAGAGCUUGUGGCUAAAAGAGUUAAUGAAGAGCUUGAGAAACGUAAAGAUGAAAUUGAAGCUGAGGUGAUGCGACGGGUAGAAGAAGCAAAACGAAUAAUGGAGAAACAAAUGCUUGAAGAAUUAGAAAGACAACGCCAAGCUGAACUUGAAGCACAACGUCAAAAGGAGGAAGAGGAGCGGAAAAAGCGAGAGGAUCUUGAACGCAUAAUGGAAGAAAACAAUAAAAAAAUUGAAGAAGCUCAAAGAAAAUUGGCUGAAGAGCAGUUGAAGCUGGUUGAAGAACAGCGAAAAAUUUUGGAAGAGAAACAGAGAAUGGAAGAGGAGGAAAGGAAACGGGUGAAACAAGAACAAGACAGAAUUUUAAAUAAGAAAAAUGCUCGACCAAAAUUAUCGUUCAGUUUGGGAAAAUGAAAGACUAAAAGACUGGUGUAAUGUAAGAAAAUCUAAAAUUAGAAAGUUAUUUUGUGUAGGCAAUGUUGACAAUAAGAUACAAAUUAAGGAUUUGGUUAUCUUUAUGGAGAGCUGCUAAAGUAAAAGAUUUAAAAGAGACCUGGAAUAAAAUUGCAGACUAUACUGCAAGUUCUAUUUACAGAUGUCUUGGAAAAGGGAAGAAAUUUUGAUUGUGUUUACUGCAUUGCAUUAUUCAUGAACUUUUUUUAAAGCGUAAGAACUUAAUAAGGUUUUUAAAAUCUGGUCUUCCUUAGAAAAAGAUCCCCUUUUUCUCUUGAUGAUUAUUUUUCAAGAGAAGGAUUCAUAAUCUUAUCAGGGAUUAGUCGUCAUGGAUUAAAUAAAAGAAACAUUUUUUUUUAUCCCUAACACCAGUUGAAAAAAAAAAAAAAA
Messenger RNA from Octopus sinensis (East Asian common octopus), 1332 nucleotides. Its product is annotated as arginine and glutamate-rich protein 1. The record is from RefSeq and is a predicted model, not a curated record. NCBI's taxonomy places the organism in Eukaryota, Metazoa, Mollusca, Cephalopoda, Octopoda, Octopodidae. Gene Ontology annotation, cellular component: mitochondrion; nucleoplasm. Gene Ontology annotation, molecular function: cadherin binding. The transcript has 5 exons. Bases 139 to 903 code for a protein of 254 amino acids.